Molecule: messenger RNA, 5075 nt
Organism: Drosophila sulfurigaster albostrigata
Lineage: Eukaryota; Metazoa; Arthropoda; Insecta; Diptera; Drosophilidae
Product: large proline-rich protein bag6
Exons: 9
Coding region: 666-4676 (1336 amino acids)
Cellular component (GO): BAT3 complex
Molecular function (GO): polyubiquitin modification-dependent protein binding; misfolded protein binding
Source: RefSeq, a predicted model, not a curated record
GGUGCCAGCAUUGCCGGAACGAAAAUAAUAAAUUAAUAAAAAACAAUUCACAACGAAUAAAAACAAAUUAAUACAAGUUGUGCAUAACAAUUGUAUAACGCAACGUACACAAAUUGUAUAAAAUACAUGAAAUCUAUAGUAAAAAACAAAAACUGUGCAUUCUCCGCCUCAACCGCCAGCUUAAUUUUUUUGCAAACAACUUUUGUCAAAAUUCACCGGAUAUAUAGAAUUUAUUUUAACAUUUCCGAUUUCAAAUAGUGUAGGCGCCUUCGUUGAUGUGUUGAAGCGAUAAAAGCGUCUUUGAAUUUCGCCACAGACCAAUUGUAUGUUAUUCGAUUUUGCAAAAUAGAUCAAAACUAUAGUGAAGACCGGAGUGUAAAAAGGCAACGCGAUUAGACGGUGAGCGAAAGAGAGAGAACGAUACAGUGUGAGUGCGUGGUUGUGUGUGUGUGCAAAGAGAGCGGCAAACGAUUGCGAUUCGAUUGGCAAAAAAAAAACGACUACAACGAAAGCGAUAUAUCGCGACAUCGACACCGAUUUUCUUCCCCUCCCCAAACAGAACAGCGCCGUCUGUUUUAGUUUUAAUUUAUAUUACAGUGAUAAAAAGCAAACGAAAUUAAUAGAUUUGUGCAGCGCAAUUACGCCAAUAAGCGACGGCCGUUAAAAUGUUAAUAAACCUGAAGGUGAAAACUUUAGAUGCGCGCACACACGAAUUCAGCAUCGACAAUGAGAUAACCAUACGACAGUUCAAGGAUCAGAUAGCGGAAAAGACAAAUAUUGCCGCGGAAAAUCAACGCAUCAUUUACCAGGGACGCGUGUUGGCAGAUGAUAAGCAGGUGAAAGAAUACGAUGUUGAUGGCAAGGUGCUGCAUGUGGCCGAGCGACCGCCGUUUUCGCAACGCGGCGCCAAUGCCACCAACAACGAUGAACCGCAACGCAGCGGCUUUCGCAAUUUAUCCGGUCGACCGGCGCCACGUAAUAUGCGCAAUUCACCGUAUUUUCGAGCACUCGACGGCAUGCUCGUGGGCACUAUGGCCAUACCCGUCAACAAUGGCGCCUUGAACACCGCGGGCACACGUACGCCACCCAAUCGCUUUCCCAACUCAUCGUCGUUUUGCAUUAAUCGCAUCACCGUGGCGCUUCACAUGAUCGACUGUGCCAACAAUAUUGCCGCCUAUCUGGAAAAUCCCGAAGUGGGUCUCAAUAAUCAAUCGUUGGAUAUCUUACAACGCGGUCGCUGGACCAUGGAAUCCACUGUGGUCGAGGUGGGCGUCUCAUCCACCGAUAAUCCACGCAACAACAAUAUCAUCGACAUGGUGCAGGAUGCUGUCAAUGCAGCACUGUCACGAAACACACCUGGACGCAACUACACAGUUGUCCAGCUGCCCACCGUCUAUACGAAUGAGGCAGGCGGCGAUCCGCAGCAGGCGGCAAAUGAUGCUGCUGCAGGCGGCGCUGGCAGCGAUGUUGGUGAGGAGCCCACAGCAGCAGCUGCUGUGAUCAUAGAGGACGUGAUUGUGUCGGAUGACGAGGCAGCCGAUGAUAUUAUGCCCAUUCUGGGAGAUGAUGAUGAAGAAGGUGCCGCAGCGGCUGCAACGCAAGCAACUGGCGCUGGUGCAUCAACAGCAGCAACUGGCGAUGCUGCCAAUGCGGCUGGCUAUGAUGCCAACGGCGCCAAUGGCUCGAAUGUGGCUGUCACUGGCAUUGGACCGCGUCGUCGCACACGUCCCCAGGUGCUGGCGAAUGUGAUACAACGAUAUCGCACGGUGCAAACGCGUUUGGCGCCCUUUGUCGAUCGCUACUACGAGAUACUCGAACAGGAUCCCGCAUUUGAGGAGGCGGAAGGCGGCGAGGAGGCAGGCCAGGGCGAGAAUGUGGCACGCGACAAUGCACAGCGGAUCUUUGAUCGCGUCUCGGAGGCAUUCCAUUAUCUCUCGCAUGCCCAGCAUGCCAUCUCCGAUCUGAUGUUGGAUCUGUCGCAGCCUGGACCCCGGGUGCUCACCUGUCGUCCCAUUCUCGUCGAGCAGAGUGGCUACAUACGCUCGAACAAUAUGUUUGCGGCCAAUCUGCCGGACAUGGCUUCACCACAUACGCAUCCACAUCCCCAUCAGCAUCCGCAUGCUGCGACAGCAACUGGCUCUGUGGUCGCCAUUCCCAUCAAUUCGCCACCGAAUGUCGCAAAUGCAACGGCGGAUGCCCUGAGGAAUGCUGCACAGGAUGCUUUGUCUGCCGCCGCUGCUGCUGGUGGACAGGCGAAUGCUGCUGGUGGUUUCUGGGAAUUGAGUCCCAACUUUGUCGAGGAUCCCGUGGAUCCACCGAAUCAGCAACCAUCGCCCUCCGAUUUGGAUCCUUGGCGGCGCAUGGUGGGUCUGCUCAACAUGGCAGUAGGUGGACAUGCACAGGCAGCAGCUGGAACUGAUGGAGCGGCUGGAACAGGAACAGGCGAUGCAGCUACCACCCAGUCUGGUGCAGCAAAUGCGGCAGCCGGAGCUGGCGGGGCAGGCGGAGGCGCCGCAGCGACACUUGUGCCCAACAUCAUCUCCAUCAAUUUGCCUGUGCAUCUGAUGGCCACCGCAAUGCAUCCACAGGGACGCCAAGCACCUGCUGCUGAUGCUGGAGGCAAUGCGACAGCUGCAACAGCAACGGCAGCAUCUGCAACGGCAGCGGCAACGGGAACAAGUGAAGCAACUGGCGUCGCGGCAUCCACAUCGGGUGGCACACGCAGCGGAGGCGAACAGCGGGCCAACACUUUGCCCACAACGGCGACACAGACAAGGUCGACAGCUCGGCCGCAGAUACAGAUUGGUGGCAACAACAAUUGGGCUGGCAGAAUUGCCCCCACGCACACCGCCUUCGAUCGCUUCUUGCCCUGCAACAGUCAUCACAUUCGCGAGCCUGCUCCCUUGCCCCAGAACAACAACAACAACACGAGCAACAACAACAGCAACGCAAAUACGAAUGCCAACAGCGCCAGAAGCAAUCGCAGAGCCGGCGACAUCGAUGCGGCUUCCAUUGUCAUCUCACGCUUGCCACGUGGCCAGAGCGGCGGCACCUUGGAUGUGUCGCGUGCGGCGCGACGUCGUGCCAGCAACAGCAGCAGCAGUAGCAACCGAGCUCGGAGCUUGCCGAGAUUGAUGGCAAGCGGCGGUGUUGGUGGUUUUGGUGGUGGUGCUCGUGCUUUCGAGAGGAAUGUUCCUGCUGCUGGUGCGAAUACAAAUACAAAUGCGAAUGCGAAUGCGAGUAAUCCACCUCGGUACAGUAGACGGGCUAGAUUGAUAGAAGCUUUGUCCAUGUUUGACAAUAUGUUGGUAACUAAUUUGACAAAUCGUGCGCAUGCAGCUUUGGGUGGCAUCGCUGACGUGGCCGUCACCGUCACAGCCAGUGUCCCUGGUGCCAAUGCCAGCUCCACCUCUUCCCCCUCCUCCUCCUCCUCAUCCUCAGCCUCCUCCUCAUCCACAGGAGCCACAACAGCCGCCGGAGCAGACGCUGCUGCUGCCUCCGCCUCUGCCUCCAGCUCCAGUUCCGCAACCCAACCAACAACAGGAGCAACCACAAUCAAUGCGAGCAAUCUGCGUGCUCAGCUCCGCCGGUUCCUUCAUCACAGCGUCUUCGAGGAAUUGCCCAUCAAUGAGGAGACGAUGUCCACGGCUCUGGAUCGUGCCCUCGAGUGGUUCAACGACAGUUUGCUGUAUCUGCCGCAGUACGAACGACCGGAGUACAACUCCCGUGAUUCUGUGUGCAACACGUUGCGUCAGAGCCUGCGUCUGGCCAUCGAGCUAUGCAGCACCAACUGCGAAGCGGAUGCACAGUUCGAGCAGCGUCUCACACAGAUUCGUGAACAGUUCCGCAAGCGGCUCUACAGCGUGCUUAUCCUGUGCCUGGGCAGCGCCAAUGCCGAGCUCUAUUGGCGUCAGCUGAUGCGGCUGCUCUUCGUGCCGCUGCGAUCGAAUUUGCGCAAUGAAGCCUUGCAGUUCCUGUGCAGUGUGAUUGAUCCCGAGAUUCCAACGCACACGGACACCGCGGAUGCCCAACAGUUCCUGGUGCUGCGCAAUGCGCAGUCCACAACACCAGCCGAUGCAGCUCAACCAUUCGUUGCACCUCCACCGCUUGCCUUUCCCGCACAGCAGCAGCAGCAAUCGCAGUCACAGACGGCGCUCGAUAACGAUGUGGAGAUGGCCGACGUGGCCAGCAGCAGCAACAGCAGCAGUGCCACCGAACUGGACAAACCGCUGCCCGAUGUCACCGUCGGCUCACAGCCCUGGCACAAUAAUUUCCCCAAUGAUUGGUUGCCCGUGAUCACGCGUGACCUGCAAACCCAAACGGAGCAGAAUCACCCGCAACCGCCUUACUCCGAUGCCUACAUAUCUGGGAUGUCAGCCAAGCGACGCAAAAUCAUUCAGACCGAGAAGCCAUCGUCGAGCGUCGAAUGCCUAAUUGCCAGCGGUGUGCAACGUGCCAUUCAAAGCACCGGAUUGUCGGCACCCAAUGGACCAGGUGGCGGUGGAGUGCCUGUCGUUAAUCCCGAUCUUGUGAUUGGCGCAAUUGCGCAUGAUGCUGCUGUCCAGGCCGCGUACACGGAUGCGGUGCGAACGAAUGCCCGCGAAAGGAUCAAGCAGGACAACGAUUAUAAGCCAAGCAAAUAUCCGCAGAUCGCCAAGUUCACAGAGCAAAAGUAGGCGAGAGUUGUGUAGAGAUCUAGUAGUGCUUAGUGCUUAAUGUAAAUUUUUACUUUAAUGAAAUAUUGUAUUUAAUUUAGUUAAUGGAUAAGUUCUGUUUUUCAAAUCGACGCUCACUGAAGGAGGCGACGAUUUUCAUUUUGUGGAAGAUGUUAAUGAGAGAUGAGAUGGUCACAAGAAAAGUGCUUGGCAGUGCAUGCUUCAUAAUACAUAAUAAUAAUUAUAUACAACAGAUUGAUACACACCCCACAAACACACACUUACUAUAUAUAUAAACAAUAAUUAUUAACUGCAAAACAAAAAAACUACACGAAAUUGAAGGUAAAAUAUUUUGAGGACAAAACUGCAUCAAAAAGAAACCCCAAAUAAAAGUACAUAAACACACAGAAUACUAUAAAA